ACGCCAUAUCGUCUAUCCAAUUCCAUUCAAUCCAUACCUCCUCCCUCUCCCUGCAAAUCGCCCAAAUUUGCCAUUGGUAGUCGUUGCCUUGGCCGCAUAAUGCUUCAAUCUUCAGUGUUGUGCAACUCUGCUAUCUCAAUUACCACUACAAUAACAUUUGCUCUCCCAACCACCACCGCCACCACCACCAGUAUCAGUCAUAGGUCGGUUCGAUUCAAGCUUCGAGCACUCCUCAACAAACCCUCGUCUUCACUCCCAAAACACGUCAAUAAAUCAUCCGUUGUUCACGACAGUCUCAGGCUUCUCGAAUGGAACAAGCUCUGCGACUCCGUCGCUUCCUUCGCCGGCACUUCCUUAGGCCAAGAAGCCACAAAAGCACAGUUGUGGUCGUUGAAUCAAACCUACGAAGAGAGUUUAAGGCUCUUAGGCGAAACCAAUGCGGCUGUGGAAAUGCACAAUCACGGUGAUUGCGUCAUGGACUUCAGCCGCAUUGAUGUUAUAUUGGUGAAAUCUGCUAUCCGAAAUGUCCGAAGACGAUUGCCAGUGGAUGGAACUGAAGCAGUGGCUAUAGUUGCUUUGCUACAGUUUGCUGAAACUUUGCAGUUGAAUCUCAAAGCUGCAAUCAAGAAAGACUCAGAUUGGUAUCAGCGAUUUAUGCCUCUUACAGAAACUAUCAUGGAAUUGGUUGUAAAUCGAUCAUUAGUAAAGUUCAUACAGCAAAUCAUAGAUGAAGAUGGCUCUGUUAAAGAUUCUUCGAGUUCUACCUUAAAACGGUCUCGCGGUCAAGUGCGGUUGCUUGAAGAAAAGUUGUACCGGUUGAUGGACAGCCUAGUUAGGACCAAAUUGAAAGAGACGUCCUCUAUGGAAGUGAGUAAUAUUGAUGGAAGGUGGUGUAUAAGAUCGGGGAUUGAUCCACCUACAAGUUUUGAGGGCCUAUUGCUGUCCAGUGGUUCAGGUGCAGGAAGCAUUAUAGAACCGCUCUCUGCUGUUCCAUUAAAUGAUGAGUUGCAACAAGCAAGGGCUGCAGUAGUAAAGGCUGAGGCAGACAUGCUCUUAAAAAUAACAGAGAAGUUGCAAGUGGAUAUUGGUGACAUUGAAAAUUUAUUAAACAGCAUUCUUCAACUGGAUGUGAUCAAUGCUCGAGCAACCUUUAGUCUUUCUUUUGGAGGAACAUAUCCUGAUCUAUUUUUACCAGAAGCCAAGGAUGGAUGCCUUACUGCUGAAGCCUUACCGGAAAAACAAGCUUCAAUUGCAUUAUACCCCACUAGGAGGAAAUGGGCAUUGUAUCUCCCAAAAGCUUUUCAUCCUCUAUUACUUCUACAAUAUCGGCAAAAUUUGCAGAAGGCCAAGAAGGAUGUCAGUAAUGCUACUGCUGAAAAUAGAAGGAGAAAACUGAGAGGGGAAAAUAUUGCUCAGGAAGAUGAAUGGGAAAUUUCAUCUUUAAAACUGCAGGUUACCAAAUUGGAACAAGCUCGCCCUGUUCCUGUUGAUAUUUUUGUUCCUCAUAAAACUAGAGUUCUGGUUAUAACUGGCCCCAAUACUGGGGGCAAAACCAUUUGCUUAAAGACAGUUGGGUUGGCUGCUAUGAUGGCAAAAUCAGGUCUCUAUGUAUUAUCUUCUGAACCUGUAAUGAUCCCUUGGUUUGACUCUGUAUUUGCUGAUAUUGGUGAUGAACAGUCCUUGUCCCAGUCUCUUUCUACCUUCUCUGGCCAUUUGAAACAAAUUAGUGACAUACAAAAGCACUCUACAGUUCAGUCAUUGGUGCUAUUAGAUGAAGUGGGUGCAGGGACAAAUCCCCUAGAAGGAGCUGCACUCGGGAUGUCAUUGCUGGAGUCUUUUGCUGAAACUGGUGCUUUGUUGACAAUUGCUACUACUCAUCAUGGCGAACUCAAAACCCUCAAAUACAGUAACGAUGCUUUCGAAAAUGCAUGUAUGGAGUUUGAUGAAGUGAACUUAAAGCCAACUUAUAGGAUUCUCUGGGGAGUCCCAGGACGUUCAAAUGCAAUCAAUAUAGCUGAAAGGUUAGGACUGCCCAACAUAAUUUUAGAUAAUGCUCGUGAACUGUAUGGAACAGCUAGUCAAGAGAUUAAUGAGGUCAUAAUGGAUAUGGAAAAGUUUAAGCAGGGUUUACACAAGCAUAUUAAUGAAGCACGGCAUUAUCUGAUGCUUUCAAGGGAUCUUCAUCAAAAUCUACUGGCGACUAGAACGAAGGUCAUGGAACAUGGCAAUGAUCAAAGAUACAAGAAGAUGCUUAAAAUAUCUGAGAUGGCAGCAAUGGGACGUUCUAUCCUUCACAAAAAAGUGCGACAGGUUCGUGCAUCUGCAACACAAGCUCCCCAGCUUAGUGCAGCAAACAACAGCCAGCAUAUACCAGCAAUUAACAGCCAGCGUACUGCAUCAGAUAAUAGUGAACUUUCUGUAGCAGCUAAGACUCUGUACCGCAUUGAUAGUAUCAAGGAUUCGCCAUCAGAGAGGAGGGCUAAACUUCCCAAAGUUGGUGAUAUGGUGCACGUUUCUUCCCUUAACAAAAAAGCAACUGUCUUAAAAGUGGAGCCAUCUAAAGACGAAUUGGUAGUUCAAGCUGGUAACGUGAAGUUGAAGUUGAAAUUAGUGGAUGUGGUAAUCUGAAAGACUCAGGUGCCGUCCAUUUCCUGCAUCUACGUUCAAGGGCAUUCUUGCUUUGCAGUGGAGAUCCAGAGUUUCUGAUUGGUCUCUAAUUGGCAUUGUUACAAGUUGAAUAUUGCAGGGAUCAAGUUUGACAUCAACGUUAGCCUACAGAAGCAGAUAUACUGUUACAUAGAAAAUGAUGAGAAAGGGCCAGGAACGCUUCAAAGUGAAUCAUAGGCUUGAUAAAACAAAGGGCUUUGGAAUUUACAGGGAUUGUCAUGGUUUGGAGUGUAAGCAAUGACCAUGGCUGUAGAAUCCCAUGACACGAAAGGAGAUCCAUGGUGGGACCAUGUUGAACAUCGUCAUCUUGUAGAUACUUAUGGCCAUGGACGCAAAAGGAGUGACGGUGUUCAUCUUACAGGCUUUAACCAAAUCUCAAGUCAUUAGAGGUUUACCAGCAUAGGGCAAGAGUCUUUUCUGAGGUGACUCAGAGGCUUCAGGAGCUUCGUACAUGAGAUGUUUAAUGGAAGAAUGUGUUACAUAUUCAAUUUUAAAUUGUAUGGUACCAACCCUUGUUUUCUACAUAAAUAUAGAAUUCUAUAUCUAGGAAGAAAACAAAGGUUGCUACUAUACAGGUUUGUCUUGACUUGUACUUUUUUGCAUACACGAAAGAUACUGAACUUGUCACAUCUCUCAUCGCAGUAUGAAUACUUUCAUAGUCUCUUCUUUAUAGUGUGUGAAAAUUUUUAGAUGGUCCUGAGACCAAUUGAUUUCGGUCAAUCACUGUUGAACACGGAAUUAAGUUUAUACAUUUCUAACACC
Cornus florida is the source of this 3429-nucleotide messenger RNA. RefSeq lists its product as uncharacterized. The transcript has 23 exons. NCBI's taxonomy places the organism in Eukaryota, Viridiplantae, Streptophyta, Magnoliopsida, Cornales, Cornaceae. The record is from RefSeq and is a predicted model, not a curated record. The coding region runs from base 100 to 2628 and encodes 842 amino acids. Gene Ontology annotation, molecular function: endonuclease activity; ATP binding; ATP hydrolysis activity. Gene Ontology annotation, biological process: mismatch repair; negative regulation of DNA recombination.